Molecule: messenger RNA, 1783 nt
Organism: Amoebophrya sp. A25
Lineage: Eukaryota; Dinophyceae; Syndiniales; Amoebophryaceae
Source: the annotation of a GenBank genome assembly
AUAAUACGUGACCAGAAGUCUCCUUAAUACAGCAGGUGCAUGUUCAUGUAGCAGCUCUCUCGAAAAAUUCUGAGAAUAUUGUGGUUGUGGUUUCAGUUUACAAUAAUUUUUUUACGUCAAGAAGAUCAUGCGCUCGUGUGAGCCAUAUUGAUUCAUAAAUAGUUCAUAAUUAGUACAAGUCCAUAGACUUAUUCCAUUUCCAACCACGAGUCAUCAUCUAUUAAUUUAUCAACCAGCAGGCAAAAAAUGGAGAGUAAAUUCCGUAUCCUUUCUUUUGGCAAACAGCCUAUUCUGAACUGCGAGGCCCUGGCCAUUUUGCGGGAAGUACGGAAUGAAGAAUUGCUGAGAGGGGCAGAUGUAGAGGAGCUAGGUGGCCUCUCUGCACAGCUCGGACCUCUGAAAAGGUGGUUAAUCGCUCUGGAAAAAAACGCGGCAGAGCCUGUGCCUCCUAAAUUCAUAGUCGAAGCAGCGUCGAAAGGAGGAGUUAAGACGAAGGAAGGUUUCUAAUCGAUGGUGUAAAAGUGAGUUCAUGUGGUCGAAAGAAGAUUCUGUGAACAGGUGAAGAUAACAUCCUGAAAACAUCCUGGAAGCGUAUUAAUAGAAGUUCAGAAGAUCGAUGUGGUAACACUGCUGGAACUGUUUUGUCCCGCCAUUUUUAGGCUAUUACUACUAAAUGGGACACCAUGACGAUAACAUCACCAGUGGCGUCUCUAAGAUCAUGACAAGCAGCAGCGACAGCGACAAUGCAUCAAUACGGCGUCUAGAAAACCCCUCUCCACCAGAGGCUCUAGCGGCAUUAAAGAGGCUUCCUUUUCCGUUAUCAGAGGAUGAGCGGUCAUGGUUGGUGAACUAUAGUUAAGCCUAGCUAUUUUCACUAUCCCGUGUGGAGUACCACGCACUUGCUUGAUUUGCGGGGGAAAGAAACCACGGGGAAAAAAGGAAACUCACUUCAUCAGGGAGGAUAGUGAAAAUCCGACGCUAAUAGAGGCCGCAAAACGCGCAGACAAUAGCGUGCGUUUUUCAAGGGUCCGACUCGACUUCAAUGGAAGCGAUUCUGGCUCACAACGAGGCUGAUCGAGUUAAGGAAAAGGAGCUCCUUAGUAUGAAUAUACGUAUCUAUCAGAUAUCUACUAUUGAUUUCUAGUAGUACCUUGAUCUUCCUGAGAAUGUUCUUGUUUAGUUCCAUGGGUUUAGCAAGCACUAAUAUUCUUGCACAAGGCAACGGUGAGGAAGACACUCCAGAUCUUGCUCUCGGAUAUCAGCUGAUAUGGCGCUGCCUACACGACAGACGCUAUGCAUGCCCUGACAUGUACGAGGAGCAGGGACAACGGGACAAGAAUUUCGUAGCCUCUUCUGGUGAAGUUUCUUCCUCAGGUACCUCUAGUAGUACGAACAGUAACAAGCGUCGAAAGACAACAAAACAAGCCUCUUCUGAGAAGAAAAAGCGAAGGUCCGUGUCCUCCGAAGGAAGCACGCAUGAUUGUGAUGGGCAAGAUCUUCAGGGAGGGGAGAUAAGCUCCUAAGCUGCAGUGCAGGGAAGAGAUGAAUAUGCGAAGCAUUACACCGCGACCACUGGCUGUGAAGAGCAGUGCUUGCAAAGUUUUUAUACUAGCACUGCUCACAUCACAAUGAAAUUGUUAUUCCCCACUGGCGCUGCCCGUGCACCGCUAGCACUGACUACUGCUGAGACGCUUUUUCUCUUCGUCACUCCCGAUGAAGUAUGCUUUGUGAGCACCAACUUGAUAUUGCUUUACGCUCCAACGUAAGCAUCACUUUGGCAUAU